This is a messenger RNA of Ooceraea biroi (clonal raider ant), 2922 nucleotides long. RefSeq lists its product as uncharacterized. The record is from RefSeq and is a predicted model, not a curated record. NCBI's taxonomy places the organism in Eukaryota, Metazoa, Arthropoda, Insecta, Hymenoptera, Formicidae.
CGGCCCGCCCUGCGUCCGCAGCGACCGGAGCUGCGGAGCAUCGAGCUCGAGCGACAAUGAAACACACGUCCGCGUUGUUCAGUACCUCGACGUCCUCGCCGCGCCGCAGCCAAUCGAGAGUAUCGCGCGCAUCGCCGUGCGCCUAGCUUCAGGAGGAAGCUGUCGAUGUCGGUGCGCGCUCCGAGGGCGUGUCGCGCCGUGCGAUUGUAAGCAUAACCGGGAAGAGGCAGCGACACGUAACGAGAGAGAGGAAGAGAGAGAGAGAGAGCACCUCAUUCACCGACGGUGAUUUCACGCUGGCGGAUACGUAGACGCAUACGUACAUUACACAUAUGUGUCACUACGUACGCGUAUGCGUGAUAAUCGAGAAGCAGACGCGUAAUAUCAUCCGCGACAGAUCGGUGGGGCACCGUCACUAGGCAGCGCACAUGCCUCGUUAACCGCGGACAGUUGUGCGUUGAGCGAGAGGACAGCGAGCACCUCGUCGAGCUGCGCCAGCAGUCGUUGAAGUCGUUGAGAAGAGGGAACAGGGGAGAGGGAGAGGAAAGUUGAAAGAGAGAGAGAGAGAGGACGAGGACUGAGAGUCAUGUCUGACUUGGAUUUAGAUUUGGACGAUGAAACCGACACUUCGUGCGGGGAGGAGCAGAUGGUCGCGGAUUGGGAGGUUAAGAAGGAAUGGCUCGAGAGCAUCCUGUCGGAGUAUCACAAAGGGAAAGCGGUGGAGAUUUUAAACUUCGAGGUAAAUCCCGGAUGCACGAAUAACGAGAGCGUGCUGAGCACUAUCACCAAAGUCACGACGACGUAUUUACUGGCGAUGACGUCGAAAAAGCCGAUGGACAAAUGCAAAGUGGACAUGAUCAUAAAGCAACUCCCUAAAGACCCGUUUAGCCGCUUCUUCGUUACGGAGGGUCAAUUCGAUCUCCGAGAAAUUAAGUUUUACACGCAGGUGGUGCCAGAUUUGAGAGAGUUCAACUUGAGGAAAACAGAAUUGUUGAGUAAUUGGACAGAUGAUUCUCUGCCAGUUCCGAUGUGCCUGCACGGUCGUUACAGUCCCGCUGGCGGAACUGAUGACAGCCCGGUGCCGCCGGAAUCGAUACUGGUGCUGAGUGACUUGAGCAGUAUGGAUUACAAGAGUGUCAAGUUCUCAGAAGGACUAACGUAUCACGAAGCAAAAGCCGCGCUAGAGGCCAUUGCCAACGUACACGCACAUUCCCUGGCGUUGAAGGUCGUGGAAGGAGUGUCCCUCCCCGAGCGUUAUCCGUUUCUCUUUCAGACAGCGAAGGCGACGGACUCGUAUCAGCAACUAGUCGAGCGUGGUUUACCACAGCUCGCGCGCUUUCUGAAGAGCAGGCCGGGAUUGGAAGCAAUCUUGGAGACUCUUCUAGUUCUACGACCCCGUACCAAAGACAUAAUAUCAGCCCUCCUCGCCCCGGAAGGUCCGCUGGCACUGAUAACUCAUACUGAUUUUUGGAGCAAUAAUCUAUUUUUCAUACAGAAAUGCGAAGAGAUAAACUGCCAAAUUAUCGAUUGGCAGAUGAUCACUUAUAGCCGGCCGACGAAUGACGUUGCAUUAUUGUUAUUGAGCUCGGUGCCCACCAAGUUACGUCGCAACCACACCAAAUCACUUUUGAACGCAUAUUGGAACAAACUGACUUCUAUGUGCAUGGGCUUUGGCCUAGAUAUUCCUAAGGAGUUGGGUUACACCAGGGAAGACCUCGACAAAGACUACAGGAAGUCCCAGCUGCUAGCGCUUUUAUUAUGCAUUGGAUCGGUGGACGUCGCGCUCGGUGAUCCUCUCACGGAGCAACGAUUGAUCGAUGUUCUCAAAGAUCUCUACAACGAUGGCAUACUGACGGACGAAACUAUCGUCGCGACGAAUGAAGUCAACUCUUAAAUCACCUACCACUAUCGUGUUGAAAUUAACGCACGCACCGAAUUUAUUUCUUGUGACUCGAAGCAAAAGAUUUCACACGAUAGAUUGAAACGAUAGACACUUCGAUAGCGUUCAGUCGUAACUCGAAGGAACAACACAACAGAUCUUUCUGUUCCCUGUCCAAAGAGGGCUUAAGCCCAGACGAUCACACGAAAUGAUGAUGAUAAAGAAAUUAGCUGCAGAGAAGCCUGUCUCACGUCGGAAGAAAAUCUACUAAACGUUAAGACCUGCGCUACUCGGUUUCUUUUCUUUGCGGCAAGAUAUUGUAGAAUGCGGAAUGUAAAAAAUUGCUCGCCAUCGGCAUGUUAGUUUAAACGGCACGAUAGUUGUCUCGAUUAUACAUUAGUGUAAACUGCGACAAGCCGUCGAUCAUUACUCUUUAAAGGCUUUAAAUAAUUCUCUAAUGACUAUUUACGCAAGAUAUUUACUUGCAAUUCGAUGAAAGUCUUAAAAAUAAAAUAAAAUCGCAAGGAAAUUUUUUAAGAGAGAGAUGUUGUACGAUACCAAAAUCUUAUUAAUCGUUAUACAUUGGGUCUUUUAAUGUGGUGUAAAAUGUUUAAUUUUUGAAAUGUUUUUCAAUUCGAGGUUUUCGUUCACGCUCACAAGUCGUUAAGUCGCUGAUGCAAGAUACAUCUUUAAUGCGCUGUGCCAAGUCGUUAAAGGUUUAAGCAAGUAGUUGCGAUAUGCAAUUACCAAGAUGGAAUUAGUUAGAGUCGUAAUUAAUGUAGAAACACGCGUCAAAGUUAUAGAGUAUUUUCGAGAUGUACACGAAACAUAAAAUACAAUUACAUUCCAUCUGCCUGAAUACGUCCCGUGAUAAACUUCUUCCGACAAUUAUACCAGCGAACGCGCUGUUUUAUUAACACUAUAUACAAUUAUUGUAUUAUCCGUUUUCUCUGUAUAAACUAAAUGGAUAAAAUAUACUUCGAUGUUAUCACGUAAAUAACAUAAAUAAAGUUCCUGCUUCGGGGAAAGAGUUAACGUACGAA